Messenger RNA from Acaromyces ingoldii, 766 nucleotides. RefSeq names its product histone 3. The record is from RefSeq and is a predicted model, not a curated record. Gene Ontology annotation, molecular function: DNA binding; protein heterodimerization activity; structural constituent of chromatin. The transcript is spliced from 2 exons. Gene Ontology annotation, cellular component: nucleosome. The coding region runs from base 244 to 657 and encodes 137 amino acids. NCBI's taxonomy places the organism in Eukaryota, Fungi, Basidiomycota, Exobasidiomycetes, Exobasidiales, Cryptobasidiaceae.
UGACUGCUUAUUUCUCCGGCACAGAAAUGGCGUCGCUUGCUCAUAGACCCCGUUUGACAGAGCACGAGACCGGGCGGAAUUCUGAAUGACGCAUGCCACGCCGUUUCUCCGUCUCCUCUGCGGUUCGAGCUAGACGGCGAAAAGUAGAAAAGGGAGCCGAAUCAAAUCGUCUAUCUCAUCCCUUCCCCACUCCAGUUUUCACCUCUUUCCCGAAGUACCUCACUUCUACCUCAACCUACCACAAUGGCCCGCACAAAGCAAACCGCCCGCAAGUCCACCGGAGGCAAGGCCCCCAGGAAGCAGCUCGCCACCAAGGCUGCCCGCAAGUCGGCCCCCUCGGCCGGCGGUGUCAAGAAGCCCCACCGUUACCGCCCUGGUACGGUCGCUCUCCGCGAGAUUCGUCGCUACCAGAAGUCGACGGAGCUCCUCAUCCGCAAGCUGCCCUUCCAGCGCCUCGUCCGUGAGAUCGCACAGGACUUCAAGACCGACCUCCGCUUCCAGUCGAGCGCCGUCAUGGCCCUCCAGGAGUCGGCCGAGGCCUACCUCGUCUCGCUCUUCGAGGACACCAACCUGGCUGCUAUCCACGCCAAGCGUGUCACCAUCCAGCCCAGGGACAUUGCCCUCGCCAGGAGGCUCCGUGGCGAGCGUGGCAGCUAGACGUCUCGUUCCCCAUUCGAGAUACACUACCACCGCAUACGCUCUUUUUGUUGUACCAUAGUUCUUAGCCCGGCGAACAACCUAUGUCAUAUGGCGUUACCGCUCUUCC